Messenger RNA from Penicillium salamii, 714 nucleotides. Lineage: Eukaryota; Fungi; Ascomycota; Eurotiomycetes; Eurotiales; Aspergillaceae. The record is from the annotation of a GenBank genome assembly.
AUGAUCACCUCUCGCCCUGCCACGCUGGCUGAUAUCCCCCAGGUGCGUGAUAUCCACCACUGGUAUAUUGUGAACACCUGCUCCACAUUCACAACUACCCCACCACCGGUGUCCCACUAUGAAGACAUACUACGGGAUCUCAACAGACGCCAGCUGCCAUUCUACGUGGUGGUCUCCGACACCCGAAAGUCAGCAGAUGGGGCAGAUUUAAUCCUUGGCUAUGCAUACCUUUCCCCAUUCCGAGGCGAUUUGCUGUCCUAUGCGCCCACCGUCGAGCUGUCAAUCUUCAUGCGUAAUGACCAACGGAGCUGGGGCUAUGGAACCAUGUUGCUAAAGAAGCUUAUGGAAUUAGCUGGCUCAGGUAGCCUCCAGCAUCGCUGCGAGGAGCGGGUUGGUGAUCUCGCUCGUAUUGGGGCUAGUAGUAUUUUCGGCGUUAUGAAUACCUCGGCCGUUCAGAAUGUCAUUGCUGGCAUGGCAUUCAACCCUGAGAGUCCUGCUGAGGGAAUCAGGCUAAGGGAUUGGUUCGUCAGGCUGGGCUUUGUGCAAAAGGGGCGCUUGGAGAGCGUCGGGAGGAAAAUGGGUCACUGGUAUGUUGGCCUGGUACACUGUCAAUACGGUAGGACCAUAUUUGCUGACAGAAAUUUAAGGAUUGAUAUUGUAUAUCUCCAGUGGACUUUGCAGUGGCCACUUCCACAUAUACAAGAUGGUAAUUAG